GCGCAUGCGCAUGAGCUGCAAACACUUGAGGGAGAAAAACAACAACACCGCCACUGGUCGCAGCGAUUCUGGACCUAGAUGCAUUUUUUAGAGUGAAUAGCGGUUUGGAGACAUCACAUCGCCUGCAUAUUUACUGCAAUUUCGAUUUUGACUUGACUUGUAGAUGGUGUGCUCAUGAACCUGGCCAGUCAGAGCGGAGAGGCCGGCUGUAGCCAGCUGCUCUUCGCCAACUUUAACCAGGACAACACGUCCUUAGCAGUUGGUACGAAAUCUGGAUACAAGUUUUUCUCUUUGUCCUCGGUUGACAAAUUGGAACAGAUCUAUGAAUGUACUGACACGGAAGAUGUGUGUAUUGUGGAAAGACUGUUCUCCAGUAGCCUUGUUGCUAUUGUGAGCCUUAAGGCACCUAGGAAGCUCAAAGUGUGUCAUUUCAAGAAGGGAACGGAGAUCUGUAACUACAGCUACUCGAACACUAUACUGGCUGUAAAACUGAACAGACAGAGGUUGAUAGUAUGUCUGGAAGAAUCACUGUAUAUCCACAACAUCAGGGAUAUGAAAGUACUGCACACCAUUCGAGAGACUCCUCCGAAUCCAUCAGGAUUAUGUGCCCUCUCUAUAAGUAACGACAACUGCUACCUGGCGUAUCCAGGAAGUGCAACAAUAGGGGAAGUGCAGGUUUUUGACACUGUCAAUCUGAGGGCCGCUAAUAUGAUCCCCGCCCACGACAGCCCGUUAGCAGCACUGGCUUUUGACGCAAGCGGGUCGAAACUCGCCACGGCUUCUGAGAAGGGAACCGUCAUUCGCGUGUUCUCCAUUCCAGAAGGCCAGAAGCUCUUUGAGUUCAGGAGGGGAGUGAAGAGAUGCGUGAGUAUCUGCUCCCUGGCCUUCAGUAUGGAAGGACUUUAUCUGUCUGCCUCUAGCAACACCGAGACGGUUCAUAUCUUUAAGCUGGAGACGCAGAGAGAAAAGCCGCAGGAGGAACCCACUACUUGGACAGGUUACUUCGGGAAAGUACUGAUGGCCUCCACAACGUAUCUGCCUGCGCAGGUGUCCGAGAUGUUCACACAAGGACGGGCCUUUGCUACAGUCAGACUGCCGUUUUCAGGACACAAGAACAUCUGCGCUCUAGCCAUAAUCCAGAAGAUUCCACGUCUUCUGGUUGCGGCGUCAGACGGCUACCUUUACUUGUACAACCUGGACCCACAGGAGGGGGGAGAAUGCACACUGAUGAAGCAGCACAAGUUGGAUGGAAGCGCUGAAGCUGCAAAUGAAAUUCUAGAGCAGACGUCCCACGAGCGCCCGCUGGUGGCACAGACCUACAGCACUGCCAUUGCCAAAGGUUACCCUGAGGAUCAGGGAGCAGUGGGCGGAGCUGGUGUGGAGGACGACAUGAACGCUCUGCACCUGGACGAGGAAAACGAGCAGCCUCCGCUAAUCCUGGAGACGGACUGAGAGCUCCAACACCCCAUCCUCCCCCCCACUCCCCCAGCAUCCCUCACGCCACAGGGCAGGAAACAAAUCAUUUCAGAGGGGGCGCUUUUCUUCCUCCUCUGGCGCUGCUAUGAGAAAGGGGUUAAGAAGAGAGGGCAUUUUGUAAGCAAGCCUAGCUGUAGCCGCCUUGUCUGUUAAUGUAUAGAUGUUUCAAUGUCCGUUCCCCCGUCUGUGGCUUUUUAAAUCUGCUGAACGCCCAGACUACCUUUUUCCUAUAAUACUAAAGCUAGACGUCCGAGCUACAGCCGUCAUGUCUGGUAGCUUUGCAUGUACAUGUGCCAAGUGCAAGCAAACGUUUUGCUCUUAUGUUCAUGGUUCUGAUGUGUUCAGUGGACAUUCUCCUCUUGAGCCUUGACGUACGUUUUAAAGUGUGCGUGUGUGUCUCUCUUUUCUUAAAGCAGAAGACGGCUAACUUGAUAUGCCUGCCACGUCAUACCGUGCAAUGUUUUGUUUGUCCCCCCCCUCCCCCAUAGUGACAGAAACAUGGGGCAUCUCUCAUCCGUGGCUGUUUUCUGUGCCGAAAUGUGAAUAUAGUAACGUUUAUGAUGCCUUCGUUGUUACUUUGCCAGCUUAACUAUUAUUAAGAUGAUACUGAGUCUAAACAGUAUUCAUCACAGGCUGCGCUUCGCUGAUCAUCAGGAUCAUCUUUAGUUUUGGUUGGUUGUUGUUCCCCCCCCCCUCAGAAAGGAGCACCUCUGUUUAUUUCUAGACCAAUAUCCCCACUACUUUAUGGACCAUUUGGGUGUCCAGUUGGGCGGAUGGAGAUUUCAGGUCGGCGUCACACUUUCCUGUUCUCGUUCCCCUUCCCUUACCCUGACAAUGUAAUCGCAGAAUUUUAUGCGCCACUACGACUUUAUAAAGCAUUGACCAUAUCAUCUGGAGUGGAAACGGUGUGUUAAUGAUGUGGGUCGGUGUUCAAACACUGCCCCGUGAUAUUCUGUAAUAAACUGCCAGCCAUCGUCUGGUUUUCAGUUUAAUCGCUGGAUUGUGUGGAUAUCUAUCUAGUCUGAAUAUCAUUAAUAUAAUCCCACCUGAUCAGUCAGGUAGAAAAAAAAAAUCCUCCUCGAUGCACAGGGAAACCGUAUAGUGCGGACUUUUCCAUUAUAGGACAGACGUGGGAAAAGCCUGCAGGCCGGCUGGUGCGAGUCCGAGUCUGCGGUAUGUUCCCACGGACAUCCCAGAGGACUGAUGAGGUCCGUGUGUUUCCUAAGAGUUCUCUUGAGAAGUAUGUAAAAGCUCGUGAACCUACAACGCUCUACAAAUAUACAGCAGUAGCGUAUUUCUGUGCGUGUGUUUAGGAAGCACAAAAUGGAUGAACUAAUAAACCAAACAAACAUUUUUAAAAAAAAUUUACAUACUGAGCGUGUAUAUUUGCAGUUAUUACUGACAGUUCAAACAAGGUUGAGUUCCCGAACAGGUUCCUCACACUAAUCUUUCAUUUCUAUGCAUGAGGCUCUCUAGAGCACGAUCGAAGGUCAGCGUUGAUAUCUGACUUUCAUCGUGACAACCAAUAGGCCACUAGAAUUUUAUUUGAAAUUUUUUUUUUUUUUGUAUAAAUGUGAAUUGUUCCAUACAAAGAUUAAAUAAAAUCUCUGGUUUGAAAAAACAAAAACAAAUAAAAAUGAAAAAACUGAA
This is a messenger RNA of Ictalurus punctatus (channel catfish), 3126 nucleotides long. RefSeq names its product WD repeat domain, phosphoinositide interacting 2 (gene wipi2). Gene Ontology annotation, biological process: nucleophagy; protein localization to phagophore assembly site; autophagy of mitochondrion. The coding region runs from base 175 to 1452 and encodes 425 amino acids. Gene Ontology annotation, molecular function: protein binding; phosphatidylinositol-3,5-bisphosphate binding; phosphatidylinositol-3-phosphate binding. The record is from RefSeq and is a predicted model, not a curated record. The transcript has 12 exons. Gene Ontology annotation, cellular component: extrinsic component of membrane; phagophore assembly site membrane; cytosol. Lineage: Eukaryota; Metazoa; Chordata; Actinopteri; Siluriformes; Ictaluridae.